Messenger RNA from Gigantopelta aegis, 4817 nucleotides. RefSeq names its product adenylate cyclase type 3-like. Gene Ontology annotation, molecular function: adenylate cyclase activity. The record is from RefSeq and is a predicted model, not a curated record. The transcript is spliced from 21 exons. NCBI's taxonomy places the organism in Eukaryota, Metazoa, Mollusca, Gastropoda, Neomphalida, Peltospiridae. Gene Ontology annotation, biological process: intracellular signal transduction; adenylate cyclase-activating G protein-coupled receptor signaling pathway; cAMP biosynthetic process. Bases 1207 to 4281 code for a protein of 1024 amino acids.
UGAUCCGCAACUGGCGUAUCAAGUGUGUCCCCUUUGAGGAGUUACCAUCUUCAUAAAUAAGGCUAAUAUUCGUACCUCGUAUUCCUGAAUACGAGGAACGAAUAUUAGCCUUGAUUUAUGAAGAUGAGGAGUUACAACUUGUGUUCUACGACAGAGCUGCUAUCGAUUGCAGCUCAUGAGACUACCAGUCAGUAGUUAGGAGUGCGUCACUUGGGGAAGAGGUUCCAGAAAGAGCGACAAAGAGAGAAUUACAGUUGGUCUACAUGGACUAGAAACACAACUGCAGGUGAUCUGAUGCCGGUUGAGUAAUAAGUUAGAGUGGAAGGUCCAGCCAGUCCAGUGCAUGGCAAUUCACUUAUCUGAUGCUACAACUCAGCUUUGUCGUUAACGUGAAGCAGUGGAGGAGUCUUAAUAAGUUGGAACCUCACCUUUCAAAAGCAAUAAAACAUGUCUCAAUCAGUGACGAGGCUCCGACUCCGAUUGACAGCAGGUGCAGAUACGUGUCAGUCACAACGAUCAAUGACUUAAUACGUCCAAAAACCCCAACAUCUCUUCUGCUAACAGACUAAUGCAUAUGACAUGUGACGUAUCCCAAUCAUCCAUGCUUUAUGGAGUACACCCUAAAACACAAUCGAUGACUGAAAUACAUAAAUGGCUGGAAUGGAUUUAGUGACAUGGCAACAAAAGUGGCUCUAGCAGAGCUAAACGAUGAGAUGAGUAAUUUUUUUUAUAUAUAUAAAGCACAAAACAAACAACAGAGAUAAGUUGUGUGUUGUAAAAGAGCUAGGCAAAGAACAAGAAUAAGAAGGAAAAGAAAACGAAAACGACUUGAAAGUGUUUCAUAAGAGAUACAAAAUAACACAUUUAUCGAGAUUCUAUCUUACGGGAGAGACAAAAGUUUUAUACUAGAACAAACCGACAGUCUGGUGUAAAUGUUCUUUGAAAGAGUUAAAAGACAAAGAACAUAAGGAUGCUUAAGCACAAAAUGACGCAAACUUGUAUUUUAAAAGAGAGCUGAAAGAUAAAACAUCACAAUAUACAUUUGAAUAACACCUAAAAGACCAAUAAAGUGACCAGAAAGUAUUUUCGAAGCGAGCCAACAAGAUACCUGAACUACACUGAGGAAGAAAGUAUUCACACAAUGAACUAGGACACACCAGCCGUCAAAUACUAAGCAUUCAUUUGGUGAUCUAAAACGCCUAAAUAAUGUCGACAAAGAUCUACACAGAUGACUCAUCCAGUGCUGAAUCAAGAGGCGAGCAUCAAUUGGAGCGUAGAUCAAAGGCCUCCAAGAACGGGGAUCACAAUUCUCGGGAGAUGUUGGAACAUCGGCAGCUCGAAGAAGACAGAAUUGUGCCUGUGACCGAAGACUACAGUCCCAGGCCGACAUUACGACUGAUUCACAAGGCGUUCGAGGACGAACACGACGAGCGACUGUACCGAGACCACGUGAAGCAGCAGAAGAUACAGCUGUUGGACUCCAUCAUCGUGUUCUCCAUCUCGUUCUCCGUACUGGUGAUCGUCACACGAUCGCUCGCAGUCCUGUCGAACAACACCGCUGCCAUCUCCAUCCAGGGAGCCGUCAUCGUACUGGACACGUUCCUGGUGCUGCUGGGCAACACACGACUCAUUCCAUUAAGGAUUACGUCGAACGCCAUCUAUGUUGUGUGGCUGCUGUUUGGUGGACAGAUUUUCUGUGAGCUCAUCCUUAAAGUGGACGACCUGAUGCCGGACGAGAAGGUUCUGUGGGUGUCGCUCCUGAUCUAUCUCACCUUCAUAGUGCUGCCCGUCAGACUGUACGCGGCCGUGCUGGUCGUCGUUGUCUUUGCGGCAGGUGACGCUGCUGUCGUCAGCGUGGCGCUAACGAAGAGGGCGGACAGCAGGACGGUUCUCAUCAAUCAGGUGGCUGCCAACAGCCUGAUAUUCCUAGCAGCCGGGGUCCUGGGCGUCCAUUCCUUUCUCUUCGCCGACCACAAGCAACGACUCUCCUUCCUCGAGGCAAAGUCAUCUCUCAAGGUGAAGGUCAUUAUCGAGAAGGAAUACAAGCAACACGAAGAGUUACUUCUGUCUGUGUUGCCAAAACACGUAGCUGACGAGAUGUUGGGUGACUUGGGUUCCGUUGUGGACGGCCAGUUCAGAAAGAUCUACAUGACUCGUCACGAAAACGUCAGCAUCCUGUUUGCCGAUAUUGUCGGAUUCACUGCAAUAUCUUCAAACUGCACGGCUGCUGAACUUAUAAAAGUUCUUAAUGAGCUCUUUGCUUCAUUCGACAAACUCGCAAAUAAAUUCCAUCAAUUGAGGAUAAAGAUCCUGGGAGACUGCUACUACUGCGUGUGUGGAUCUCCCACCCCUCGCUCUGACCACGCAGUCCUCUCCAUCCACACCGGACUCGCCAUAGUAGAGACUAUCAGACAGGUUCGUGAAAACAUGAAGAAAGAAGUGAAUAUGCGCGUUGGAAUCCACACUGGUGCGGUUUUAGGAGGAGUGCUGGGGCAGAGACAGUUUCAGUAUGACGUUCUUGGAGCGGAAGUUAAUUUAGCCAAUAAGAUGGAAAGUGCUGGCAUUCCUGGUCGGGUGCACAUUUCCCAAACAACGAAGCAGUUCCUGAAGGAUGAGUUCGAGCUGGAGCCUGGCAACGGCGACCAGCGUGAAGACUACAUCCGGUUCCUGGGCAUCAACACGUACCUCGUCAAGUCAGUCCUACAGCCGUACCCUAAAGGAACGCUGGACGAAGAGCUUCUACAAGUGACGACGUCGGAAUGUUGUGACGAGGAUGGCGAUGCUGCCACGAGGGAGAUACUGCAAAAAACGUCGACGACAGAAGAACAAAAGCACGAUGUGGAGUUUUAUUCCUUGUUCAGUGAGAGCCUGAUGAAAACUAGGGACAAGAGUACUUUUUGGCAGACUGUUGAGUACAUAACUCUGCGGUUUAAAGAUCCCGUGCGAGAACGUCACUAUACAGACAGACAGGAGGGCUUCGUCGCAGCCUCAGUUGUCGCCCUUGUUAUCACCGGGGCGGUCCAGUUUACUGCGAGAAUCAGUGUCUUACCCAUCACUCUCGCCGGUAGCAUCGCUUUCAUUAUCGGUGAAUCCAUGUUAAUUGCCAUGGGAGCAGCAUAUAUUGUGCCAAUCAUUUGUUUCAAAGUGGGCUGUGACAUCUCAACAACGACGACUUCCGGGUAUCCCAUGGACCCACACGAUGAGCGCUGUCACUACUCGCCAUACUUUGUUGAAAUCGGGAGUCUUGUUUUUCUAGCAGUUUCCUGUCUAGUACAGAUCAGCCACAUGGUCAAGUUGACUAUCCUGGCUGUCAUGACAACGACUUACAUACUAGCUACUACUGUCAUCUUCCCUCUGUUUUUCGACCAAUAUGACGUCAACGUAAACAGGUCCAGGGACAGAUUACCAACAAAAUACCUUUUGUCGGCGUCAGUGGUUGCAGCAGCACUAGCACUGGCGUACUUCAACAGACAGAUUGACGCCACGUUUCGUCGUCUGUUUCUGUGGAAGGAGGAGGCUGACCUGCACAAGGUGAAGGUCACGGAACUACGUCACAAGAACCAGGCGCUCAUCUACUGUCUGCUACCGGCCCACGUGGCGCGCGAGUUCGUCGGACAUCGCAAGAAAGACGAGGAACUCUACAGCCACGCCUAUGACGAGGUAGGGGUGAUGUUCGCUGCUUGCCCCAAUUUCCACGACUUCUACAACGAAAGUAAAGUCAACAAGAAUGGCCUAGAGUGUUUCCGCUUCCUUAACGAAAUUAUAUCAGAUUACGACGAGCUGCUUUCACAACCGAAGUUCGCAUCAAUCUGUAAAAUCAAAACUAUCGGCACGACGUACAUGACAGCCAGUGGACUGACAACUGACGCAUCUUCAACGACACAGCAUCCCUGGAAACACCUGGAUGUGCUCGUGCAGUUUGCAUUCUUGUUGAGGGAGACUCUGAAUAAUAUCAAUGAGCAGUCGUUUAACAAUUUCAUCUUGAGAAUUGGUAUAAACCACGGCCCAGUAAUAGCAGGCGUAAUAGGAGCCAAGAAACCACACUAUGACAUCUGGGGCAACACUGUGAACGUCGCUAGCCGGAUGGAGUCGACUGGCCGGAUGGGGAAAAUACAGAUUACAAAAGAAACCAUGACCAUUCUUCAAGAUUUUGGUUACAUAUUCGAAAGGCGUGGGCUUGUUAAAGUGAAAGGAAAGGGUGAAAUGAUGACGUAUUUUAUUGAAGGUAAAGUGGACGAAAGUGAAAACAGUGCUAUCCCCCACCAGGUUCCAGCCAGCUGACGACUGGCCAGUCAGACCAGACAACGCCACUUCAAGUCACGCAAGUGUGGCACUAUUUCCUUCGUGGUUAGUAUAAGAUGCAUUGAUGAAACUUCUGUGUAAAAUGUCCAGGAAAACCAGCCACCAGACAUCGGUUGAUUUGUAUACGGUACGCAAUCAUAUUCUCCUCCUGCGAAACAUGAUCUCUUGCGAGCAUAAUCUGAAUGACGAAACACUUAACGAACUGAAAUCGUGUUUUUGCACAAGGCUCAAAUACAUUUAGACAAAGUUGUGACAGUUCCCAAUAAUUAUUGCCGUGUUAGUCGUCAUGUUUUGGGACUGUCACUUCCAACUGGUAAACUGUUUUGCCGUUGUAUUGCGUUCGUUUUAACCUCUAAGUACUGUUGAAUACCGACUAAGCCCAUGUUGUGUCCUUAAUUAGUAAUUGAUCCACUAUUAGAACAAUUACAAUAACUGUUAAAGGCAGGGACGGAUAUAAUAAUUCAAAAAUUGGAUAUGUAAUUAUUAUAGGAAUUUUAAUAAAACGACGGUGCAAA